AUGCCCCUGGACCGCCACAUCUCCGUCUUUGCCGAGCCUGCCUUCGAGCCUAGAAACGUGCUUUCGUUACGAGGCGAAGCGACGUCGCGCGACUCGCGCCGGCCGCGCAUAUCGCGGCAAGCCUCGACAAGACAAGUGCUGGUCUACACCAAGAACAACCAACCAGUCACAACGAAAGAGACCGCCGACGAGGAUGAGGAGGACUGGAUAAAAUUCCCGCGCACUACCACUCUCCUCAUAAUUGGCGUCGUCCUCACCACGGGCGCCGCCAUCGGCGAGGACAACCACGAACGCGUGACGGUGUUCGCCUCCGCGAUCGCCGGCACGGCAACCGGAUGUUUUGGAGGCAUUUUUCGCGACGUAUUCCUGCAGAAGCCCGUGCGGAUCAUGAAUAGUUAUCUAGAGAUAUACGCGUCGCCGUGCUUUGUCGGCGCGCUGGCCACGGCCCUGAUCAUCCGCCUCUGUCCCAGCCAGCACCUGUGUGGAAAUCAACCAGUGCGUCGGGUGCGCAUCGAGCAGGCUUCGCGUCGAUGGCGUGGAGGACGACCCGAUGAUUCAGCACGAACGCGCCGUAAAAUCUUGAUUUCCACACAGGCCAGCACAACACCGCUUUGCUCGUUGGCUUCUUUAUCGUGAUCGCUCUUCGCGUCCUGGCGGUGACGCGCGACAUUCGACACCCGACGAUGGUCACGAUGCAGGACGACGAGGUCCAAACAACGACGACGCCGCUGUCGCCAAAGAUAUCUCCAGCGGUCAAGUUCGCGCAUGGUCUGGGUCUCCCGGACGACGACGGCGUCCGCAGCCCGAACUCGCGCAUGAGCACGCUGUCGGUGUGA
Messenger RNA from Pelagomonas calceolata, 836 nucleotides. NCBI's taxonomy places the organism in Eukaryota, Pelagophyceae, Pelagomonadales, Pelagomonadaceae. The record is from the annotation of a GenBank genome assembly.